CCACAAGAGUACUGUCCAGCGCGGCGACGAUUUUAGCGAGAUAACCAGUUUGAAGUUAUGCCCACCAAGUGUUUGAUGAAAUGCCACACUUAACAAGAAGCAAGUGUUCUGUUUUUUGAAGCCAUUAAACAAAUACGUAUUCUGUUCUUGAAGCCAUUAAACAAAUAGUUGAUUUUUUUUUAACUUUUUUUGAGAAGCCAUUAAACAAAUAGGUAUUCUUUGACAUUGUUGUAUUCAAAUUGAAAAUAAUUCUGCAGGUCUACUUAAAAGCUUAUCCGUAAAUAAACAAAUGCAAAGUCGGAAAAAAUUUACGAAGCAUGGACCGAACUUGGAUGUAUGAUAGACUGUCUUCACAUAGAUGUGGACUAAAAAUUGAAUUUAUUAAUGGAGUUCAAGACUUUGUUAGGAAGGCAAAAGAACUUCCUUCUUCUUUAUCUGAUGGGGGGGAUUAGAUGUCCAUGCAUGAAAUGUAAAUGCAUGAAAAUACUAAAGGAAAGUGAAGUGAGACUUCAUUUGUACAAGCAUGGGUUCAAAGCCGAGUACUACAUUUGGACAGAACACGGUGAAGAAAAGCCCGAUUUACACUCAAGAGAUGAAUGUAUUGCUCCAGAAGAUUGGGAUGAGGGAAAUUAAAUUGAAAUGAUUGAUCAUAUGCUAAAAGAUAGAUUUAGACAACGGCCAGGUCUAAUUGGCAUAUUCCCCAAAGAUGUGUAGAUUACUUUGCUCAAAUGCUAGUAGAAGUUUCACCUUCAAAAGAGAAAAUACCCAAAAAUUGUUAUGAAGCAACAAGGCUAGCUUCAAAAUUAGGGUUAAAGGUGGAGACAAUUGAUUGUUGUGAGGACGAUUGCAUGCCGUUCUACAAGGAAGAUAAUAAUCUUAAAGCAUGCAAACUUUGUAAUAAGUCUCGAUUUCAACCUAGGAACCAGGGCAUGGGCAAACACAAAGAUGUUCCUGUGAAAAAAAUGUGUGAGGAGCAGGCUGACGCAAACUAGGAAGGGUUUGACAGACACUAGGAAUUAGCUUCGAGCAGAUUAGCCACGGCCUCGAUUCCGACGCAAGUUCGACGCGAAGCUUCCUUUUGUGACGGCUUUUACCUUUUUGUGAGGGUUUUUGCCCCACACUAAAUCAACAUAUUCUAGUAGUGAUUUAUGAUAUGGAUUUUAUUUUACAUGAGAAUGAACACUAAGUUAUUUG
Messenger RNA from Cuscuta campestris, 1194 nucleotides. The record is from the annotation of a GenBank genome assembly. NCBI's taxonomy places the organism in Eukaryota, Viridiplantae, Streptophyta, Magnoliopsida, Solanales, Convolvulaceae.